AUGGCUCGGGUUUCAAUCGUCUUGGCAGCCGUCGAGCUAAGCUUAGCUGAUUUCGCGUGCAUGCUCCAGACGAGGCCCCUUGAUUUUACUAAUGCGGCUGACGUCGGCAUGCUGAAAUCCGACCAGAUCAAUGGAAGCUCACUCGCUCAGUGCGGAAAGCUGUGGACCGGAGCGAGUGUUUCUGGCCAAGAUGGAGGUCACAAGUGCCACACAAGCCUCAUGGAAGACAGGGCGCUCGGGGGUGGAAAGGCACCCUCCAUGUGCUUGAGAGAAUACGCGGAUGCUGUGUCAGACGCUGUGCGCUCUGCAGGUUCUUGGCCAGAUUGUCCCUCGUUGUCAGAGCUUUGGACAACUCUCCCCAACAAUGCUGCUCGCGUUGGGAGUCCUUCUUGCAACAUCUGCCCUGGUUCAAGCAGACCACCUAGCUCGUCGAAGCUCUUUGUAGAAGUUGGGGCAAACAUCGGGGCAUGCACGGCGCAAAUGCUGGCAAGACCAGAUGUGGACAUGGUUGUGGCAUGGGAGCCCAACCCCGCCAACCUUUUCUAUCUCACCACUACUGUCCUGAACAAUGGGUACAAUUCUAAAAUUGCACUGUUCACUUCCGGCUUAGGUGAUGCACCAGGGACACACGCAAUCUAUGCAGAGGCCGGCAACGCCGGCAACACAGUCGUUGACAGUCCCAUUCAUGCAUCAAGGAAGCCAGUUGGGCAGAUCGAGAUCAUGACUUUGGAUGAAGCCUUCAUGGCCGGCGGAGAGCCACCUUACAUUCAUCUCAUGAAGAUCGAUGCGCAGGGCUUCGAAACAAAGAUCCUCCGGGGUGGCCAGAAGCUUCUAAAGUCUGGCGCUGUGAACGCUGUCAAGUUCGAGCUGGCAGAGGACUGGCUUGUCGGCCACGGCUCAAGCGGCGCGGAGCUGUUUUCGGUCUUCGGCUCCAACAGCUUUGACAUUCACGCCGGAGGAGAUCAGCCCGCCUUGACCCGAGAGGAGUUGCGCCAAAUUGCCUGCCCUGGGCAAGGCCUGAUUCGAGACUUCCUGGCCAUUUACAAUCCGACGAAAGACACCGCCUCGUCGCAGAUUGCCUGUUGA
This is a messenger RNA of Symbiodinium natans, 1086 nucleotides long. The record is from the annotation of a GenBank genome assembly. NCBI's taxonomy places the organism in Eukaryota, Dinophyceae, Suessiales, Symbiodiniaceae.